This is a messenger RNA of Podospora bellae-mahoneyi, 3666 nucleotides long. RefSeq lists its product as uncharacterized. The transcript has 3 exons. Bases 2602 to 3588 code for a protein of 328 amino acids. The record is from RefSeq and is a predicted model, not a curated record. Gene Ontology annotation, cellular component: cytoplasm. Lineage: Eukaryota; Fungi; Ascomycota; Sordariomycetes; Sordariales; Podosporaceae.
CAAUAAUUGCACAUAAGCCCGAAGACCAGGGUUUUGCACCAGCGAAGCGGAAAUGCGGUUGUUGGCGAAGCGGCCCUCGGCGACUUCAGUGAAGAUGUGGAUUGCGCAGAGUGUACGCAAGAUACGAGCUUUUUUACGUCUCAGUUCUCUCUCUUAACUGAUGGCUGCUUCCUGAUAUCAAAAGGACUUACCCAAUUUCCGAUACUCAAUCUUGGUCUUUUGCCCCAACGUCUCAACAUCCAACCCCCCCUCACCCGCCUCGGCAAGCAAAUCCGGGAUCCUGCGCUCAGCCGCAAUGAACAGAGCCCUUGAUUCCAUGUAUUGGCCUCGAUUGUCCUCUCGGCGUCCCAGAGCUUUCGACUGGGGAGGAUCCUGGCUGUUGCUUCAUGACUGUGGUGUCCACCGCUUGCUUUGCCGUUGGGAAUGUUUGAUGGUUCGUCAAAGACUUCUUUGCUCCACUCUUCCUUGACAGUCAGGGCCGCGUCACGGAGUAGGUCGGAUAGCUUGAGGAGUUUGUCGGCGUCUUCGGAUGUGCGAGGGAAGCGCUCCAUGAUGUGAUUGCAGUUAUUUUCAACACGGCAAAUGCUGUACUUGGAAAUCUUCAAGAUGGACUGAAUGUGCACUGACCAUGAAUCAAUUGGCUAUCUAUUAACUGCUAUGAACCACCGAGCGAAGGACAGACCUGAGUUCUGUGAUGUUGAGUUCUCAGGACAGUCAACACCAAGGUGGGUUCAGGACCCGAGUUUGUCUUGGUUUCUCGGGCAGAACCCUAACCCGCCGCCAACUGGAGGCAAAGAAAAGAUGUUCAGCUCUGAUGACAAUAGAGUAGAGACGAAUGGAAUGCAAGCUUCGCGUCUUCUGAAGUUGGCUUGUCUUAGCACACAUAGAGGGCUCAUUGCGGUAAAGAACGCAACUUGGCUUUAACCCGUGCCGGGCUCAUCACAACCGGUCAUCGCCAUCAAACAAACAGAUUAUGUAAGCAGAGACGACGUGAAAGAUGCACGGUAGCAGAAGGGAUGCAAUCGUAAACUAUGUAGGCAACGACCCUCAUUGUUUAUAUCGUGAGAUCCCCCUUUUGUGGGGCAAGUGGGUAGAAAUUGUGCAUUCCCGCAGUGGACCCCACGCGAUUCAACCGCAUAUCUCAAACAAGCAUCAUGCCAAGAAGCCUAAUAAAAGCUUGGCCUCGGCUAGAUAACUUCACUGAAACCGCACCUGAAGUUUCAAUAGAUCCUUCUCUACGAUUUCCUCUCUCCUGGCCAUCAGCUCAGGCAUAUCCCAAGCGCAGCUGAUAUACCUCCCAGCCAACCACUCCCGUCGCUCGCUGGUCAGAAACACAAUGCUAUCACCGGCCAGCUCAGGCGUAUCAUGGCACACAGCUGCCGUCCAAUUCUUGUCAGCUGCGGCAUGUAACCUCAAACGCUCUGCGGGGUGAUGACCAACCUUGAACGAUUUCUGCUGGCAUAUUGUUAGCGAGAUCAGUCGCCACUGACGCCGGGUGAACAGAGUACACCAGCAGGCCCCUGGACUCGUAAUCCACCAUCAGAUACUCGGACAAACGCAGCACCGCCAGCUUAGACGGCUGAUAGGCACUCGCACCGGGGGUCAGCGCCAGGGCUCCGACCGAGGUGAGAUUGACAAUAGUCUUGUCCUUGCUCUUCAGGAUAAGAGGUAGAAGCGCACGAAUGACCCAGUAGACACCACGCACGUUGACCUCCCACGUCAACCACCAGUCGUCCCUGUCCCCUUCGCCCAAUGGCACAAACGGUGCCAGGUAUCCCGCAUUGUUGACAAGAAUGUCAAUGUGCCCCCACCUAGAGGCCAGCUCCUGGGCGCAUGCCUCGAUGGUGUCAUGGUCGUUGACGUCCAGCCGAAGGAUGAGAAAUUCAACGCUAUCUCUUCCCGCCUUUGCAGCUGCUUGGAGGGCCUCGGCAUGGGUGGCGGAUACGUCCCCGCGGGCGGUGAUGGCGAUGCGACUGGCACCCGCCUUGGCGUAAGACGCAACAAUGGCUCGCCCGAUGCCUUUGGCGGCGCCGGUAACGAGGACUGUCCUUCCGAUGCAUGGCGCGGGGGUGAUGCCGGAAGGAUCAAUCUGGGCAUAUGUGUCGCUGUGGGUCUGGGAGGUGAAGUUCACGCCCAGGCGUGAAGGAUCAAAGGCAACCAUGGUGUGAAUAAAAAGGGAUGGAAAGGGGGUGGAAGAAUCGACCUGCCUUGUUCGGAGAUUUGGAUUAGGUACCCCCCCUAUAUGCGCGACGCUGUCGGAUGUACGGAUGUAAGACGGGUGGCGUUGAACUCGGGUCCGGCCCGCUGGCUUGUACCUUGGUAGCUCGUCAGCUUCUAUCCUGGAUUUAACGUCCGGGGAUAAGGGGUGUUGGCCGAGACAAAGGAGGGGAGGGCAUCCAACGCAGCCCUAUGAGGCAAUUGGCAACCCCGACUUUGGAACAGUGAAUGAGCGCGGGGUUAGGUUGUAAGAACGUGUGACAAACCCACCGUAAUCUUCUUAAGACGAUGUGACCUGGAUGACCCGAAAUCCGCAGAAUCGAACACCACUAUCUACAACCCUCUGUUAUCGUAUCAUUAGCCAUCUCGUGCAUCUAUCUCAUCAUGUCGCCCCUCCCUCAUACCGGUCUUGGCCUCCUGGGAUACACAUGGCGCCCCAACAAGCCUUCGGAUGAACAAGCCUUCGAGGCCAUGAAGGCCGCCAUCAGCGCCGGCGCCACCAUCUGGUCGACUUCUUCCGUCUACGGACUGCCCCCCGAUCCCCCCACCGCCGGCCUUCACCUCCUACGCCGGUACUUCACCAAGUACCCCGAGGAUGCGGAAAAGGUGACCCUCUUCAUCCGGGCCUGCUUCGAUCCGACAACCUACUCCCCCAACUGCUCACCCGAGGGCGUGCGCGCCAGCUGGGAGGAAUGCAACGCCAUCCUCGGGGACGUCAAGUUCAUUGAUGUCUUCGGCCCUGCCCGGAUGGAUCAGAACAUCCCCGUCGAGGUGACGGUCGGUGCUCUCAAGCAGCUCAAGGACGAGGGCAAGAUCGGCUCUGUGGGUCUGUCCGAGGUUCGGGCCGAGACGAUCCGCAAGGCUGCCGCUGUGGUGCCCAUCACCCAUGCCGAGGUUGAGUUCUCGCUCUGGAGCAGUGAGAUCCUUACCAAUGGCGUGGCCAAGGCGGCUAAGGAGUGUGGUGUUGUACUGCUGAGCUACGCUCCUCUUGGAUACGGCUUCUUGACGGGUCAAAUCAAGAAGGUUGAGGAUAUUCCUCAGGGAGAUAACAGGCAUAUGUUUGGAAGGUUCCAGCCCGAGAACUUUGCCAAGAACCUCGAGCUUGUUGACAAGGUCAAGGCGUUUGCCGAGAAGAAGGGGGUGACGCCGGCGCAGCUCGCACUUGCUUGGAUCAGGUCCUAUUCCAACACUGGUGACGUCGGUGAAAUCAUUCCUAUUCCGGGAGCUACCCGCGCGGACCGUGUCAUUGAGAACUCGACGGUUGUGGAGAUCACCACGGAGGAGAAGGAGGAGCUGGACAAGAUUGUCAAGUCUUUCCCUAUCGCUGGACAUCGCCAGAUUCCCGGCGCUGACCACUUCCUCUGGACUUAGCUUUAGAUUUGUGAAGGCUCGUAUUGAGAUGAUUGAAAAAUAGGUACACAUUAUCCGGUCCAUUCCGCCUCAAUAAAC